UGAUCUCACCCCCUCUGGGCUCUGGCAUCAUCAAAGAAACCCUUGGCUAAGAAAUCUUGCCCAUUUAGGCUCUGUUUUCUUUUUAGUCACAGUUAUGGGUCUAAUCAAAAUCCACUCUUUCGGGUAAACCCAAUCACCAUUUCCCUUUUCUUUGAUCUGGGAAAAUGGAUCUGUACAGCUUUCAGAACAUAAAGGCCGAGAAGGAGAAAGCGAUCAUGAAGUACAGGAGGAUGCAGAAGAUGACGAUCCUCUUCCGGUUCGUCGAAUUCUGCAUUUUCGCGAUCGCAUUCUCCAGAUUCUCCGUCCAUUUCCCUCAAGCUCUUAACUUCUCCGGCGACCAUUUCAAGGAGAUUCUUGUUUCCCUGAUCAGUCCCCGGUUUUUGUUCGUGGUCGGAAACGCCAUUGUCGUCAUCUUGUACCUUAAAUCAAAGAAAUCUUCUACAGAUGACAACGAAGAGAUGAAUAAUAAACAGAGCAUCUCUGUUUCAGGGGAGGAAGAAGAUGUUGUUCCGGAGAAGCGCCGGGAAAUUGAACAGGCGCCGGUGAGUUCUUUGGAGAAAAACUGCCCGGCGCCAGAAGACGAAAAGCCCGAAUUGUACGAUGAUGACGAAAAGAAAUGUUUGGGUCAUUCUUUCUUUCACGGGAACAAUGAACCAAUGAAUAAACAGAGGAGUGAAGAAGAAGAAGAAGAAACUCCGGCGAGUCGUCAGCAAAUGCACCGGAGCCAAUCGGAGAGCUGGAUCGUGAGCACUGUUCCGGAAAGGACUAAGGACUUGACGCGGUCCGCGACGGUGGGGUGCCGGAAAAGUGAGGAGAGAGCGGUGGAGACAGAGGAAAUGAGCAGUGAGGAGUUUCGGAGGAAGGUGGAGGAUUUCAUUGCUAGGCAGCAGAGAUUGUUAAGGGAAGAAGAGUUUUUAGCUUCUGAAGAAUAGUUAUUAAUUACCUUAAUAAUAAUUUAAUACUCCGUAUUAUUGUUAUUAUUACCAUUAAACCUUUUUUAACUUCAUUAGCUCUAACUAAGAGCGGCUUUGGUAAUGUACACUGGCUAAGCCUUGCUAAUGAAUUUGUACAGCCUCACUUCAAUGAGGGAAUUAAGGUGAAACGCCCUUCUAAUUUGUCUAAGUGGCUGUUACUUAAAUUAUUA
Cuscuta epithymum is the source of this 1144-nucleotide messenger RNA. Lineage: Eukaryota; Viridiplantae; Streptophyta; Magnoliopsida; Solanales; Convolvulaceae. The record is from the annotation of a GenBank genome assembly.